CAUGUGUCGGGAAGAAGAGUCUUCCCACAAGGCGGGGCUUCUGAGCUGAACUCUACUACAAGUCGGUCAUUCUCCACUCCUCAUCUUGUCAGGGACGGUUGUGGUGAGCUGCUGCUGGGUGAGCUGUGCUGAGGUGAAAAUGAAGCGCACCCUGGGAUUGUAUCUGUUGAUCUGUUCAACUCUACUCGGACAGGGGUCAGCUAUCCGCUGUUUCAGUUGUAAAGACUACACAGCUAGCUGCACCAAACAACGCGACUGCAGCUAUGAUGAUGCUUGCCUCACACUCAACGAAAGAGGUGGGAUGACCUAUCGUCAGUGUCUGAAGUACUCGGACUGCGAACACAGCCGCUUGUCCCAGAUGUUCCCCCAGGUAUCCAGAUUUACCUUCAAGUGCUGCAAUUCGGACCUCUGCAACUCUGCCCCCCACUUUGCAACAAGCCCUGUGAUUGGUCUGCUGUCCUCUGUGGCCCUCAUAUGGUGGUGCAUCCAUUGAAUACUCAGAUGCUCCCCCUAGUGUCUAAACAGCUCAGCAUGAAAGCCAAGCUUAAGUUCAUUCCACAAUAUCUAAGCUGCAUCAUCAAUACCAUGAACAGAUCGACAGGUUCCAUCACUCCAUCCUAUCAGCAGGAGUGCGUGUGGGGGCCAGAGACCACCAGGAUCUGCUGUAUCACAGCUCAACUACAGACUGCAAGAAGAUUUCAAACAGUCCUAAAUCUGCUCCUUUUAUUUUCCUGAAUUUAUACUAAAUUUACCUGAAACAUUUGUCAAUGGUUUUCAAAUUGUUGUUGAAACGUUUGUGUAUUGUUCUAAAAAGUCAUUUAAACAUUUGUAAAGUGUUUCCAAAAUGUUCCUGGAUUCCCUAACGCUCCCCAAAUGUUCCUUCAAAUUUACUGUUUCUGAAACUCCUUCCAUUACCAACAUGCUCUCUUAAUACCUUUGACCAACCUGGACUAAAAACUCCUGAAGUCUUCAUGUCUUGACUGUAAUUCUGCUUUAAGUGAAGAACCUGACGGCAGCUUGAGCUUAAAACAAUAAAAAGUGUGAACUCCU
Messenger RNA from Oryzias melastigma (Indian medaka), 1050 nucleotides. RefSeq names its product CD59 molecule (CD59 blood group) (gene cd59a). Bases 140 to 493 code for a protein of 117 amino acids. Lineage: Eukaryota; Metazoa; Chordata; Actinopteri; Beloniformes; Adrianichthyidae. The record is from RefSeq and is a predicted model, not a curated record. The transcript has 5 exons.